This is a messenger RNA of Arthroderma uncinatum, 3471 nucleotides long. RefSeq names its product DNA-repair protein rad13. Gene Ontology annotation, molecular function: DNA endonuclease activity; single-stranded DNA binding. The coding region runs from base 1 to 3471 and encodes 1156 amino acids. The transcript has a single exon. Gene Ontology annotation, cellular component: nucleus. Gene Ontology annotation, biological process: nucleotide-excision repair. The record is from RefSeq and is a predicted model, not a curated record. NCBI's taxonomy places the organism in Eukaryota, Fungi, Ascomycota, Eurotiomycetes, Onygenales, Arthrodermataceae.
AUGGGUGUGACCGGGCUGUGGACGGUCGUGAAGCCCUGCGCACGGCCGAUCAAACUUGAGACUCUGAACAAGAGGAGACUCGCCAUCGAUGCGUCAAUCUGGAUCUAUCAGUUUCUAAAAGCCGUACGUGACCAGGAGGGUAAUGCGCUGCGGAAUGCACAUAUCGUUGGCUUCUUUCGGCGAAUAUGCAAAUUGCUCUUCUUUGGUAUUAAGCCGGUGUUCGUUUUUGAUGGUGGUGCGCCAGCUCUCAAGCGACAGACAAUUGCAAACCGGAAGAGGCGCAGAGAAGGGAGAAGAGAAGAUGCCGCAAGGACUGCUAGCAAGUUGUUAGCUAUUCAAAUUCAAAGGCAGGCAGAAGAAGAGGCGGCAAGGAGGAAAGCAAAACCUCAACAUGAAGAGCAAGAGGAGGAACUGCCGGAUGAAUUUGUAUAUGCCGAGGAGAUUCUGAUGUCCAAAGCAGAAAGACAGAAGAACCGGCAAUUUCGGAAAACCGACGCAUAUCAUCUUCCGGAGCUGGAUAUGUCUCUUGCGGAAAUGGGAGCACCAGAUGACCCCAGAAUAAUGUCACACGAGGAACUCGAGGCAUACGCUCAACAGUUUCAAUCGGGCGAAAAUAUCAAUCUUUAUGAUUUUUCAAAGAUUGAUUUUGAUGGGCCGUUUUUCCUCAGUCUACCUGCAAGUGAUCGAUACAAUAUAUUAAAUGCUGCAAGGCUUCGAAGCAGGCUACGAAUGGGUUACUCCAAGGAUCAACUAGAUACCAUGUUCCCCAACCGUAUGGAUUUCUCCAGGUUUCAAAUCGAGCGGGUGGCGGAACGUAAUAACCUUACCCAGCGCCUCAUGAACCUCAACGGCAUGAAUGAUGAUCUUGUAUAUGGCAGCGGCGGGCCAUCUCGUAUUGCCGGAGAACGAGACAGAGAAUAUAUACUUGUGAAAGACAAUGGGGUGGAGGGUGGAUGGGCAUUGGGUGUUUUGGGGAAUAAAGAGGGAACUGAUAUUAACAAGCCAAUUGAGCUUGACAAGUCCGAAGAACAAGUUCAAUCUGAAGAUGAUGACGAGGGUGAAGAGUUUGAGGACGUACCCAUCGAGGGCCUCAACCGCCUCCCAAAACUGCCAAUUUUUGAACAAGGCGUAUUUGACGAGUCUAUUGCACAGCAGCGACAAAGACUUUAUGAUCCUCGAACUGGGAAGGCUUCUAAUGAGAUGAAGGAGACUGGCGGUGACCUCGACGAUAACUCUCUUUUCGUUGGUAGUGAGGCGGAAGCGGAUGCUGCUGGCGUAGCAGAACUUUUUGAGCACCUAGAAGACGAAGAGGACGAAGACCUUUCCCGGGCUAUUAACCUAUCCCUGGAAGAAAUGCCUGCUGAUGAUCCUAAGAUUGGUAAAUGGGCUAGUAAACCCAUUGCUGGCGGUUUUCCUACCACGACAGACGCCUCAAAUCUUUCCGACAGCGACGAUAAUGAAAUGGAGUUGUUUUCUGCCUUAGCAAAGUCGAAGGUUACGAAACAACCAACUAGUACUACAAAGCCAUCGCAUCCAUUCUCGGGUCCGCUGCCCUUUGAGACCCUUAGGGUAAUUACUGGCCCUAAAGUGCUUGCCAGCACAGCCAAAGAUUCGAAUGAUGACACUGCUGGAGGGUUUGAACCCCCCAAGUCCAAGGAAGAUACCCGAACUCAGCAACUCCCUCCAUGGUUCUCAGGGGUAUCCCAGCAAAAGGAGUUCAUUUCCAAGGAGGAAGAUUCUCAAUAUAACGGGACGGCUAUUCCAAAUCAGACUUUCCAACGCAACGAGAUACUCUCUAGCUCAAAGCCAAUAGAGGUAAUUGAUGUCGACGACUAUUCACUGGAUAAAGAGGAAGUUAUUGAUCUUGAAUCGCCCGCGAAGGCUUCGACACCUUCUGCCGCACCUCUGGCUCUAAGUAACACCCAACCUCCACCUCUAGAUAUGCCUAGAAAAGGACCUGCCGCUGCGGAGAACCCGUCAAAGUUUCAAUCUUCAUCACCCGAGAGCGCUAGGAUUUUUACAGAACAAUCCGUACACGAAAACACGGAGGAGGGACCUAAACUGACCCCCAAAAUCCUGGAUUCUACUACCCUUGCUGAAUAUCCACUUGCCGCCGACAAGAAAUCCACAAGCCCAGAGUUUGAAGAUGCCAUCAUGUCAAACACUACUCAAACUACGAAUGUCUUACCUUCUGGUCCCCCAACUUCUACUGUUGAACCUCAAGCGAAUUCUGAGACCGCUGUGGUUGAAUUUCCUGAUGAUGCGGAUGACUAUUCAGAUCCCGAGGAUGACGAGUUGAUGUACCAGCUCGCCAUGGAAACUGAAGAACAUGCUCGAUUCGCGUCAACCAUGAAUUCCAAAAGCCAAGCAGAAAAUGCAUUCGACUAUGAGCAAGAACUAAAACAACUUCGUUCUCAACAGAAAAAGGACAGGAGAGAUGCGGACGAGGUUUCCCAGAUCAUGGUUACCGAAUGUCAGCAGCUACUACGACUAUUUGGGCUUCCAUACAUUACAGCUCCUAUGGAAGCCGAAGCACAAUGUGCAGAGUUGGUGUCGUUAGGGUUGGUUGACGGAAUUGUCACAGAUGAUAGCGAUACAUUCCUCUUUGGAGGCACCCGCAUCUACAAAAAUAUGUUCAAUCAAUCGAAAUACGUGGAGUGUUAUCUUUCAAGCGACCUAGAAAAGGAAUACGCGCUAGACAGGAAGAAGCUUAUAAGCUUCUCCCAUUUGCUAGGGAGUGACUACACAGAAGGUAUUCCAGGUAUAGGCCCUGUGACUGCUCUGGAGAUACUUACCGAGUUUUCUGGCCUGGAAGAAUUCCGCGACUGGUGGUCUCAGGUUCAAUUGGGAAACAAAAUACCAGACGAUACGCAUACGGCAUUUCGCAAAAAAUUCAAGAAGAACGUCACCAAACUGUUCUUACCUCCAGGCUUCCCUGAUAAAACAGUGGAGAAAGCUUACCUGGAACCUGAGGUAGAUUCGGAUCCCUCAGAGUUCAAAUGGGGUGUCCCUGACCUGGAUGCUGUGAGACAAUUCCUAAUGGCAACAAUAGGGUGGUCUCCAGAGCGAACCGAUGAGGUUCUCGUCCCCGUAAUACGGGAUGUAAAUCGAAGAGAGCAGGAGGGUACACAGUCCAACAUCACAGGCUUCUUCCAAGGUCCACAGGGAGCAGGAGCCUUUGCGCCCCGUCAACGGACGGCUGGGAAGAGUCGCAUGGAAAAGGCAUUUGGUAGGCUGCGAAACCAAGCAGAAGCAAAGCAAACCACCCUGGAUCCAUACUCCAAUAAUAAUGCCACAGAGGCCAUUGCAUCAACGGACGAUGCCGUUGGUGAUGAUAACUCUACAGCGCAGACGGAGACUCGAAGACGACGAAGAUCGACUGCCUCUAGCAUACCCAUUGAUGAUAAUGAGCAGUCAACCAAUCAACCCGCACGCAAGGUCCGAAGAAAGGCAAAGCGCACUAAUGCAUAA